Messenger RNA from Phytomonas sp. EM1, 1491 nucleotides. The record is from the annotation of a GenBank genome assembly. Lineage: Eukaryota; Euglenozoa; Kinetoplastea; Trypanosomatida; Trypanosomatidae.
ACAAUAGAUUCCAAAAGGGUAAGACAAUAGUUGGAAGCUGGUGGUAUUUAUACGUUUUUUUCGUGUCCGUUUCUCUCCAAGUAGUGUAGGAUUGGCUAGCUAUCAGCUUGACUUUAGAAUGCUUGGAUUUGACAUCCAUUUAUAUAUGCACAUCCUCUUUUUUUAUCCAUUCACUCUUCUUGGAAAGCUGGAAUCUACAGCAAUGUUGUAGUUUCCUAUCAAUUUUCUUUGUUCUUAUGGUGUUCCAUAAAUACGCAAUGACAUCCAAUCCAAGCUAAUGACAUGUGUGCGUGUGCGUACAGAAUUCUCCUUCCGAUUCUGAAACAAUAGUAUAGAAAACUCUAGCAAAUUAUUGCGUAUUUUCAUUUCCUCAAUCUCUAUUUUCUUGGACAGUAAGGGAAGUCUUUCUGGUAGCAAAGCUAGAGCACAAUACAGAGGGACGAUUAAAAAAGAGAACUGUGGAUAAAGCGCUUAUAAUAAACUAACCCAAAUAAGGUUGGCCUUGUUGGGCUUCGAUUUCACUCGAAAAGGGACAAACUGAGGUAAUUCUAAGAUCAAAAGUGUAUAUAUAUAUAUAUAUAUAUGCUUACAACUUAAACUAGAAGUAUCACAAUAAAAGGGACAAGUGAAUUUACUAUCUGAUUUCAGACUUAAUACAGUAGUGAUACCGAGAUGACAGCCAUAGGCCAGGAAAAUUUAGAAAUCCAUAAAGUAUUCCGCGUCAUGCAGACAGUUGGUGAGAUGAUGAACGACCGGAAGUAUCUCGUGCCCUCCGAGCUUAUACCGAAAACCUACGAUGAAUUUGUACAAAUGUACGUACAACAGCUCGAUGGUGGGGGUAGUGGCGAAAACGCUCCUAAGAGGGUUAUCCAGCGCGCACGCAUGACGUUGCCAUGUGAGCGCCGUCUUGGUGCUAACGGCCAGUGUUUGCGCGCGAUCGUGUUCUUUUACCCAAACGAUGGCCAAUUUACAAAAUUCUUACAGGAGGUACUGAACCGCGCGCGGCAAGACGGCUGCGAUCGUGUAAUCAUCAUCACCACUACUGCGCCCAACGCAAUCAUGAAGAAAAGCGUUGAUGUGAAUAAUCGACGGGAAAAUUGCAUUCAUGUUCAGCUUUUUGAGGAAAAUGAUCUUGCUGUGAACAUCACUAAACAUGAACUAGUGCCGAAACACACACCAUUGGAACCUGAAGAGGUUAAGAUGGCGCUGCAGGCCCACGCGCUGGAGCUCCACCAGCUACCUCGCAUACUAACAACUGACCCUGUCGCCGCUUACUUUGGUUUGGAGAGAGGGCAAGUCGUGCGUAUUGAGCGUAAGAGCAUGUCGGCUGGGCUGUACGUCACCUAUCGCCAGGUAGUGUGAGGCGUCGUGUUCUUACACGCUUCUUUCGAGCAAUUUAAACAUGCAUCGGAGGGUAAAGGAAUAAAACAAAGUUUUCUUUUAGAGUGUCGUCAAAAUGGCUAAUUAUAAAUAGCGGGCACUAAAAACAAA